UUCAUUUUGCUUUUUCCAUUAAUUUUGGUUUCACCCAAGGAAAAAUAAUACUAGUUGAUUGUGGAAGCAGAAAGAGAGAGUCUCUCUCUAUCUUUGUCUUUCUCUCUCGCGGCUUGCCAGUUUGCGGUUAAAAAAGCUAGGGGAUAGGAGCCAGAGAGGCAAUGGCCACGUCGUCCAGCUCCAUUGCAGCAGCCGUGAGGCUCCCUCAAAUUCCUUCGAUUUCAAAUACACCAGAUUAUACCUGCAAUUCUAGAAGAGGAGCGAGAAGCAGAGUUAGGGUUGUUACUCCGGCGGUGCCCCGCGCCUGUCUCUCGUUUGCCAGUCCUUUGACCAGAUUGCAUGCCAAAAACUCAGUCUCUGCUUUUCUCUAACUGCGCCGGGUGGCACCAAGAAAUUAGAGAUGAUUUGCGUGGGACACAUAGGAGGAGAAGCGAUACCCGGAGACGACAUACUUCCACUUUUGAAGGGCGAGCUUCCAAGACACCUUUUCCCCAACGGUAUGAGUGCAUUUCUUGCUCCCUUAACAAUGGUAGAAGUCGUCCUGGAAUUAAAAGAUCAGCACCAAGAGCAUUUAUGGACAAAACUACUUUUGCUUUGUCGAAGUCUGACAUUGCUUCUGCAAAGCGGACUCAUGCUCCCUGUGCAACAGUUGGUCCAGAUGAGCCACAUGCAGCAAGUACAACGUGGCCAGAUGGAGUUGUUGAUAGACAAGAUUUGGAUAUAUUAUAUCCUCAAUUCGAUAAAAUAGAGUUAGAGGCUUUUCUGAAUUCCAAACUUCCUUCUCACCCGAAAUUGCAUAGAGGACAGUUGAAUAAUGGGCUUCGUUAUCUUAUUUUGCCAAAUAAAGUUCCACCAAACAGAUUUGAAGCGCACAUGGAAGUUCAUGUAGGAUCUAUUGAUGAGGAAGAGGAUGAGCAAGGAAUUGCGCAUAUGAUUGAACAUGUUGCAUUCCUUGGAAGCAAGAAACGUGAAAAACUUCUUGGGACCGGUGCCCGUUCUAAUGCCUACACUGAUUUUCAUCACACAGUUUUUCACAUCCAUUCCCCAACUAGUUCAAAGGAUUCUGAUGAGGAUUUACUUCCCCCUGUGCUUGAUGCCUUGAACGAGAUAGCUUUCCACCCAAAAUUCCUUUCUUCUCGAGUUGAGAAAGAACGACGUGCUAUACUUUCAGAACUGCAGAUGAUGAACACAAUUGAGUAUCGUGUUGAUUGCCAGUUGUUACAACAUCUGCAUUCUGAAAACAAGCUGAGCAAAAGGUUCCCGAUAGGACUGGAGGAACAGAUUAAGAAGUGGGAUGCAGAUAAGAUAAGGAAAUUCCAUGAGCGCUGGUACUUCCCAGCAAAUGCAACCUUGUAUAUUGUGGGGGAUAUUGACAAUAUUUCAAAGACUGUUUACCAGAUUGAAGCUGUCUUUGGGCAGACUGGCCUUGAAAAUGAGACAGCUCCUUUACCCACUUCUGCUCCUAGUACAUUUGGUGCCAUGGCUGGUUUUCUUGUUCCUAAGCUCUCAGCUGGAUUGGCGGGAAACUUGGCUCAUGAAAGAUCAAAUUCUGCAGAUCAAUCAAAAGUCUCUAAACGGGAAAGGCAUGCAGUUCGCCCUCCUGUAAAACACAAUUGGUCUCUUCCUGGAAGUAGUGCAGAUAUGAAGCCUCCACAGAUAUUUCAGCACGAGUUGCUUCAGAAUUUCUCAAUUAAUAUGUUUUGCAAGAUUCCAGUUAACAAGGUUCAAACAUAUGGUGAUCUGCGAAAUGUUUUGAUGAAGAGAAUAUUUCUGUCUGCUUUGCAUUUCCGGAUUAAUACAAGAUACAAGAGUUCAAAUCCGCCAUUUACCUCAGUUGAAUUGGAUCAUAGCGAUUCUGGAAGAGAAGGUUGCACUGUUACAACUCUCACAGUCACUGCUGAGCCCAAGAAUUGGCAAAAUGCAAUCAAAGUUGCUGUUCAAGAGGUUCGGAGGCUGAAAGAGUUUGGUGUUACCAAGGGUGAAUUGACUCGCUACAUGGAUGCCCUUUUGAAAGAUAGCGAACAUCUUGCAGCAAUGAUUGAUAAUGUAUCAUCGGUUGAUAACUUGGAUUUUAUUAUGGAGAGUGAUGCAUUGGGCCAUACAGUUAUGGACCAAAGACAGGGACACGAGAGUUUGGUUGCUGUUGCUGGAACAGUUGCACUUGAAGAAGUCAAUUCAAUUGGUGCUAAGGUGUUAGAAUUUGUCUCAGAUUUUGGGAAACCCACUGCGCCUCUUCCUGCCGCAAUUGUUGCAUGUGUACCAAAAAAAGUACAUGUUGAUGGAAUUGGUGAAACUGAAUUCAACAUAGCCCCCGAGGAAAUUACCAUGGCUAUGAAAUCAGGAUUGCAGGAACCCAUUGAGGCAGAACCAGAGCUUGAGGUGCCAAAAGAGUUAAUUUCUCCCUCACAAUUGCACGAGUUAAGGUUGCAGCGUAGCCCAUCUUUUGUUCCUGUAGUUCCGGAAUUAGAUGUCACAAAACUGCAUGAUAAGGAAACUGGGAUUGUCCAGUGUCGCCUUUCUAAUGGAAUACCUGUAAAUUAUAAGGUCAGUAAGAACGAAGCCCGGGGAGGUGUUAUGCGGCUUAUAGUUGGUGGUGGACGAGCAGCAGAAAAUUCAGACUCAGGAGGAGCUGUUGUCGUUGGUGUUCGAACUCUUAGUGAAGGUGGUCGUGUUGGAAACUUUUCAAGAGAGCAGGUAGGUUUUCUUUAUUUUUAUUUUUAUUUUUUUAAUUGUGGAUGCCCCAACACAAUAUUUGAAGAAAAUGUUUUGUUUCGUCAGAAGUUCCGAAAACAAAAGAAAGAGAAAUCUUUUUAUAGGUUUCUAUUGACAGAAAAUUUCUUUCCUAUCAUUGUAGGAGACUUCUCAAAUGAGGAGAUUGAAUCUUGCAUUCUUGAUUACCUAGGAACAGUAAGAGCAGAAAGAGAUUCUGAUAAAGAGCAGGAAUUGAACCCAAUUAUAUUUCGGCCAUCACCAUCUGAACUGCAGUUUCAACAAGUAUUCUUGAAGGACACCGAUGAGAGAGCGUGUGCAUACAUUGCAGGUCCUGCACCCAAUCGCUGGGGUUUUACAGUUGAUGGUAGAGAUCUAUUUGAGUCAACUGGUGAUAAUUCCACAAGUGAUGAUGCACAAUCAAAGUCCGGUGAUCUGCUGAUGGAGAGAAACAGUGUUGAGAAGAAUCUUCCAAGAAAACUUCGGGCUCACCCGCUUUUCUUUGGUGUUACUAUGGGGCUGCUAGCUGAGAUCAUAAAUUCUAGGCUUUUUACAACAGUCAGAGACUCUCUUGGACUAACAUAUGAUGUGUCAUUCGUAAACUUGUUCGAUAGGCUCAAUUUUGGAUGGUAUGUCAUAUCUGUGACAUCCACUCCAGGCAAGGUGUAUAAAGCUGUUGAUGCUUGCAAGAACGUUCUUAGAGGUUUGCAUAGCAACAAGAUCGCCCAAAGGGAGUUAGACAGGGCAAAGCGGACCCUUCUUAUGAGGCACGAGGCUGAAAUUAAGUCAAAUGCCUAUUGGCUUGGUUUGUUAGCUCACUUGCAAGCUGUUUCUGUUCCAAGGAAGGAUAUAUCAUGCAUUAAAGAUCUCACUUCACUUUAUGAAGCUGCCUCUAUCGAGGACAUAUACCUUGCGUAUGAACAGUUAAAAGUAGAUGAAGAUUCUUUGUAUUCAUGUAUUGGGAUUGCCGGGGCUCAGGCUGGAGAAGAAACUGCCGCUGCAUUGGAAGAGGAAGAACCAGAAGGUUUUCAGGGAGUUAUUCCUGUGGGGCGAGGUUUAUCCACAAUGACACGGCCAACAACCUGAGCAUUCAUGCUUUCGCUAUAGUGUAUAUUGAAGGAAAGCAUUAGAAGGUCAGUUAACAAGAUUGCAUGGCCGGUUGGGGGCAAGUUCCAUAGUGUUUUUGAGAAAAAGUAUAUGGAGUUGCUUCAAUGCACACGAGACAAGACUGAAGUGUUGGCUGAUGGAGUGAUUUAUUUGAUCUUCAUCACCUCUGCUUCGCUCAUUAUAGCCUAGAAGCUUGUUUAAAUGUAUUCCUAAUAGUGUUGAUUCUAUUUCUGCUGUCACAGGCAUUGGAAAUUUUCUUUGGGAACUCAGAAAUAUAGUGAAAAAAUGCAAAGUAUACAGAUGUUGAACUAGGGGAUUUUGGCUGGAUCAAGUAUGUGUGUGUCAUUUAGCAGCUGCCAGUUGCCUAUAUGUAAAUUACCUAUUUUCAAUUAACGAUUUAUUUGAGGCAAUCUGGUUCAACCCAUCUAAAA
This is a messenger RNA of Carica papaya (papaya), 4247 nucleotides long. The record is from RefSeq and is a predicted model, not a curated record. Lineage: Eukaryota; Viridiplantae; Streptophyta; Magnoliopsida; Brassicales; Caricaceae.